Lampris incognitus (smalleye Pacific opah) is the source of this 2057-nucleotide messenger RNA. Its product is annotated as nucleolar protein 9. The record is from RefSeq and is a predicted model, not a curated record. NCBI's taxonomy places the organism in Eukaryota, Metazoa, Chordata, Actinopteri, Lampriformes, Lampridae. Gene Ontology annotation, molecular function: RNA binding. Bases 129 to 1970 code for a protein of 613 amino acids. Gene Ontology annotation, biological process: endonucleolytic cleavage to generate mature 5'-end of SSU-rRNA from (SSU-rRNA, 5.8S rRNA, LSU-rRNA); ribosomal small subunit export from nucleus; endonucleolytic cleavage in ITS1 to separate SSU-rRNA from 5.8S rRNA and LSU-rRNA from tricistronic rRNA transcript (SSU-rRNA, 5.8S rRNA, LSU-rRNA). The transcript has 12 exons. Gene Ontology annotation, cellular component: nucleolus; 90S preribosome; preribosome, small subunit precursor.
CGCCUCCGAAAUGACGUCAUCACUACGCGUCAACUUUUCAACACGCUGCACUACAGACAGAAGAUAACAUAAUUUGAAAGGCAACGACGUCUCGUUAGUAAAUUAACUAUCUUCCCACGGUGUGCGGAAUGAUUGAGAAGGAGAAGAUGCAGCCACAGAAGGUGAGAGGAAAGAAGAGGAAGCAUCCCGGUGGAGGAGAAGGAGAAAGGAAAAGGAGAGGAGAUGAAGAAGGAGGAAAGGGAACUCAGGGGAAAGGUGCCAAGAAGCGCCUUGAUGCCGUGAGUGUUGGCUAUUUCCGCAGAGUUGGUGAAAGACUUAAGGAAGGCUUUGAAGAGGAUGAAGAGAGAGUGAUGUUUGUGGAGAAUGUACUCACAGAGGUGAGAGGUCAGGCGACGCUGGUGGCUUCUGACACGACAGGAAGUGUCACUCUCCAACACCUGCUGCCAUUGGCUAGCCUUGACCAGGUGGGGGAAAUUCUGGCUGAACUAGUUGGAGAAUCUGGGUCUGAGUUUAAGACUGUAUCAUGUAACCAGUGCGGUGGUCACGUUGUGGAAAGUGCACUCAGACAAAUGUCCAGGUGGACAGAAUCAUCCGGGCAGGAGCCAUCUGCCACCACGGAGGAAGAAGAGGAUAGUUGUAGCGCUCUGGAGACACAAGUGUUGGCCUUAACCCAGGUGGUGCGAGACAACAGCGCAGAGUUCAUCAAACACAAACACGGCUCACAUGUGGUCCGCACGCUUCUGCAUGUUCUGGCCGGCUGUCUGGGACCGCCCCGCACAGAAUCACGCCACGACACCAAACACCAAAAUAUUUCCCCUCAACAGACGGACUUUGAGGCUCCCACGUCGUUUUGGUAUGAGCUAAGAAACCUAACCGAGUCACUAAUGGCUGAUGUCAACCUAACUGUGACUGAUGCAGUUGCUAGUGCUGUGUUCCAGACUAUGUUGACUGUUUGUCACAGAAAGAGACCGAAGCUUUGCAAAAAGCUAAUUAAAGGCAUUAUGGGAUACCUGACAACCCGCAGCGCUGCUCCCGGAGUAAGUCCACUUCUGGUCUUUCUGAAGGACCAGGCUUCAAGUCGCCUCAUUGAGACUGUCAUCCAGUUGUCCCAUAAGGCCCUUCUGUGUGACAUCUACAAGAACCAUCUAAAGGGUCAACUCGUCAACUUAGCCCUCCAUCCAAUUGCCAACUUCCCCAUACAGAGGCUAACAGCAGCCUCGGCUAAUUACAAAAUGUUCCUGAAGUUGUUUGAUGAGCUAAUCCAAGGUAUGGAGGCCAUCUUGGCAGCUGGUCAUAUGGGUGUGAUAGUCCAAUUGGCAGAGAGCUGUGCUGAAAGUGGAGAGAAACAGGGGGAGAUGAUGCAGUGCCUUCUCCAAGCUUUCCACUGUGCCGAGCCUGGCACCAGACACGUCAGCUGUCUCCUUCUCUUUAUGUCCUUGCUUACCUACGACGUGUACUACCAGUCAGAUACAGCCGAGGACAGCAUUCAGACAGAGGUUCCACUAAAGUCCAUCUGCUAUCACGGUUCACGUCUGGUUCAGGCUCUGGCCAAGUUCAAGGAGCGCUCCCUCCUCUUGAACAGCCUGCGCUCCCUGACGCCAGCCGACCUCCUAACGCUGGCCACCGACCCAUCGGGCAGCCACGUCCUUCAGGCUCUUAUCACCACAUCCAGCGACAAGGGCAGGGGCAAGAUCCUUAAGAGGCUUGAAGGCCAAUAUGUACAGAUGGCCUGCUCCAGGUUGGGCAGCCGGGUGUUGGAGGCUGUAUGGAAAACCGUCUCUGUCAGUCAGAGGCAAACCAUAGCACUGGAACUAGUACCGAGUGAAACCCAGCUGAGAGCCGAUCAGUAUGCACGUCACGUAUGGGCCAAGUUCGCCCUGUCCCACUUCAUCAACAGACGAUCCCAGUGGCAGGAAAUACAGACCGGCCAUGCCAAGAAAAGGAAGCUUUUCAGUGAUAUUCUCGAGUAACAAGCAAAGAUUUAUACACUUUUUUUUAAAUCAUCUUCCAAUGUGACCCCCCCCCUAUUAAAUAAUUAUGAGCCAAUAAAAAAACAA